Messenger RNA from Trichosurus vulpecula (common brushtail), 3822 nucleotides. RefSeq names its product high mobility group protein B3-like. Gene Ontology annotation, biological process: regulation of transcription by RNA polymerase II. Gene Ontology annotation, molecular function: DNA binding, bending. The transcript is spliced from 5 exons. The record is from RefSeq and is a predicted model, not a curated record. Lineage: Eukaryota; Metazoa; Chordata; Mammalia; Diprotodontia; Phalangeridae. The coding region runs from base 54 to 653 and encodes 199 amino acids.
UCGUUGUGCCCUGCGUUAUACAGACUAGCGAACAAUACAGUUACACACUAGAGAUGGCUAAAGGUGACCCAAAGAAACCAAAAGGCAAAAUGUCUGCUUAUGCCUUCUUUGUACAAACAUGCCGUGAGGAACAUAAGAAAAAAAAUCCUGAAGUUCCUGUCAAUUUUGCAGAAUUUUCAAAGAAGUGUUCAGAAAGAUGGAAGAAUAUGUCUGGAAAGGAAAAAUCCAAGUUUGAUGAAAUGGCAAAAGCUGAUAAGUUGCGGUAUGACAGGGAGAUGAAGGAUUAUGGACCAGCCAAAGGAGGGAAAAAAAAAAAGGAUCCUAAUGCUCCCAAAAGGCCCCCGUCUGGGUUCUUCCUAUUCUGUUCAGAAUUUCGCCCCAAGAUAAAAUCUACAAACCCUGGGAUAUCCAUUGGGGAUGUAGCAAAAAAACUUGGUGAGAUGUGGAAUAAUCUGAGUGAUAGUGAAAAGCAGCCAUACAACAAUAAGGCAGCAAAACUGAAGGAAAAAUAUGAAAAGGAUGUUGCUGAUUACAAAUCCAAAGGAAACUUUGAUAGUGCAAAGGGAAUACCUAAAGUUUCCCGGAAAAAGGUAGAGGAGGAAGAAGAGGAGGAAGAGGAGGAAGAUGAGGAAGAUGAAGAAGAUGAUGAAUAAAACUACGUUAUUUGUCUUAAAUACCAUAGAGUUGGGGAAACACUAAAGCACCUUUAUUGAUACAGUGUCUACUGCAUUUGUAGCAUUUAAUUUUUAAAAUUGGUAUCAGGUGCUCUAGACAUUUUACCUGGUUUAUGUGUCAUAGAUAUAGGUGUUAUGAAACUGUAUCAAAGUUGUACAUAUUUCCAAACAUUUUUAAAAUGAAAAGGAAAUUUAGUGUUUUCCUGUCUCUGUGCACUUUGCUGUUGCUAUAACAAAACAUUUUUUAAAAAUUACAGGCUUUUGUGUGUGAUAAAUAUGGUUGUUGAUUAGAAAUCCCAGGAUGUAAACUUAAACUCUCUCUGUAUAUCUGGAGGGGAGGGGGUAUGUAAAUAUCUACACGCACUCAUAUAAACAUAUACCCACAUGUAAGUGUGUGUGUGUGUAUAUGUACUAGACAAAUUCUUCUCAUAAAUGUUUGGCAAUAUGACACCUUAGAAAGGGAAAAUUAAUUUGGAUCUUUCAUUAGGUGCCAUGGCCCAAAGCAUGCACUGUUAGAGUAGCUUUAUACGAUGAUUGUCCAUCUAGCUUAAAGUUGUCAUUUUGUAUAUAGUGAAAUAGCAGUCUGCUGCCAUUCUUAGAUGUGGCAAGGGGGUAGGGUUUCAGCUGGCAUGAAAAAUGGUUUUUUGGUUGUGGUUGUUAAAUGCUGUCAUUUUUAAAUGGAAACAUUUUUUUAAAAACUAAGGGACAAUGCAGCAAUGGAAGUUGACAUUCUAUAACUAAUAUUUGGUACAUUUUGUUAUUUUUUUUUGUAUGUUUAGAAUGCUAAAAUGUUUUCCAAAUUAAAUAAACAGUAUUAACAUUUUUAAAUUUUUUUUACAAGAUUGACAAUUGAUGGUAAUUUUUUAAGGAAACAUCAAAACCAUUUACUAGAUUACUGUAGGAUUUUUAGUAGACUAGGAACACAUCUGGGAAAUCAGCUGAUGUAAAACCAAACUUACAAUAAAAUAUACAACAAACGUUGCUAAGGUGAUGAGGUUUCCCUAGCUCCAAAUGAUAAACGUAAGCGGUAAUUAACAGUGGUAUCUAAUGUAGCUUAAUAGGUGAUUUUGCUACUUUAUUUAUAGACUAGUUGAAUGGCUGAAGUACAAAAUUUAAAUUUAUUAUUUUCAAGGAAAAAAAGAUUAUACAUGAGAAAGUAUUAGAAAAUGGAUGAGUUAAUAUUUUUAAUCUUACACUAUUCAGCUUCUUAUCAAAGAGAACCUUUAUAAAAUUGCUUAAUUGUGCUGAGUCAGUAGUUUCUCUGAUGAGACCUGUACUUGGAUAGGAACCUAGUAGUAUUAAACCUGGUAAAAUUUUAAAAUCUGAACUACAAUUGUAAAUGUUUGAUCAAUCUACUUCAAAUACUUUAGAACAGCUUAUUCUACAUGUGAAUAUAAAGGUGAGAUUUAAAAUAACAUAAUUAUCAAUAUUAUGGGUUAAUUCAACCUAGGAAUUAAAAAUUUGAUGUGUUCACUUUAGUUGGAAGUAUUUGCAGAGCGUUAGAGCUAAUAAAACCAGAGAUGGUGGUUAUAAAUAACCUCAGAAUAAAUAAAACUUUAACUCAGUAUUUUAUUAUUCAUUAUUCAUUCAUUAAAAAAGUUCUCAAAUCAAGAUACUACUUGAACUGUCAGAUUUCAACAUCAAAAUUAAUGUUAGCUUCAAUGCAUAGCCUUAUCACGCUAAAUGAAUUUUGUAUCAGAACAUAAACUAGGUAACUAACAUUGCACCUAUUACUGUUUCAGUGCCUACUGUGUAUAGAUACAACAAAAUCAAACUCGGCCUCCUCCCAAUGGCUACUUGGGGACUGAGCUGUUAUUAAUUUGUUACCUAAUGACAGCCCUAUGGCUUAUCUACCAAAAAUCUAAUUAAAUUUAAGUCAUCUUAAAUCUUAAAAAUCUAAAUCAUGACUAAAAUAUGUAAACUGUUUUCAAUUAGUCAUAAAUGUUUUAUAUUUUAAAAGUUGGUCCAGCUUUCUCGUUUCCAAACUGCAAAAUGUAACCAGUUUUUUUUCUUUCUGUUUUUGGAUUAGAUCUAUGAUUUCCUCAGAACUGGACAACUUGAACCUAGGUGUGCCUGAUUCAUGGGCUACCUUUUAAUCCAUGAAGCUAUUAAAUUUUAACUGUAAUGGAAAAGAGUAGAAAUUGACAUCAGUUUCAUUGUAGCAGUUCCAUAGCAUUCAAAUUGAGGAACAAGAAUUUCUCAGUGCACAUUUUUUUCAUAUUAACAUUGUCAAAAUCAUGAACUACGUUAAUAUUAGAUAAGGAUUGGGUAAUUAAAUCCAUAUACAUAAACUUCCUGAGAUAGAAUAGUCAAGUUUUUCAUGAAUGAUGAUAAUCCAUAAAUAUAACGGUGAUAUGUUCAAAAGUAAAGUUAUAACGCACAGCGAGGGGAAAAUUCUUUCAUCUUUUUAAGUAUACUAAUGACUCAGUUAUCUUGAAAAACAUGGACAUUUCUUCAAAUUCUACAUGUAAAUUACUUUUUGAAGUUCUGAACUUGUUAAACUGAAAAAAAAUUACAUAUUUCUACAAAUUUUCUUCAAAUAUUAAAACUAGCUUAUUUUUUUACGACUUCAUAGGAGAAAAGAAUGUUUCAUUUUUCAGUUUGUUACAUUUUAUGUUUUAUAUAUUAAAGGCAGCUAAGUGGUAGAGUGUAAUUAACACUAAACCUGGAAUGACCUGAUAUUUACUAGCUGCAUUACCUAUGUCAAAUCACUUAACCGCUAUUUGCCUUAGUUUUCUCAUCCUUAUGAUGUGGAUAGGAUAACUCCAGGAUUGUGAGGUUAGACCCUAAGGGAUGAUACUUCUAAAGCUAGUAAGUAAUAUAAUUACGUAAGUAUCAAUGAACAACAUAAAUUUCUUUUGAAACCUCUGCCUCAGGUUUUCCAUAUAAAUUGAAAGUCUGUAAUUUGAUCUCUUAAAUUUUAUUUUAAAACUAAAUCAUAUACUUCCUAAAUAAAGACGAUUCCACUUUCUCCAGUUCAAAGAAUAGAUAUGCCUAAUGAAGUUUCCGUCUAUGUAUCAACAUGAUGUACGAUUCCAACAUUAUUUAAUAUUAUGUCACUUCCUCGAUGUUAUAUGCGUAUCUAUUUUGUAGAGAUUUACAAAGAUGUAACUGAUAAAGGUUGGGGUUUCCAGAAGGCUCUUGACUA